AUGGAGAAACAAAAAUAUUUAUAUAAAAACUCAAAAUGUGUCGGAGGAACAUCAUCAACAGUAUCACUGAUCAAUGCGUGGAUAUCAAUAACGGGGCAACGCAAUUUACAAAAAUACCGUUCUAUUGCAUAUUUAGGGGGUUUUACAAUAAUUGCAUUUGCAACAAUAUGGUUCUUGUCACAGUCACCGACAUAUAAAAUCGAAUAUGAUUCAAAAGAAAAAUCCGAAAAAUCCGAAAAAUCCAAUAAAAAAAGCGAUGGCAAAAACAAACCGGGCAAGCAUGUCAACACCACGAACAAAAAAUCGGUUAGUUGGUGGUCAGCUAUCCGUGAAAAAAUUACUAGCAAGUUAGGAUUUGGCAGGAAAUCAAAAUCGCAAAAGAAUGCAACAAAGUUUGGAAAACCUUCGAGUUCACGGAGCAAUAGUUCGAACGGUUAUAAUAAAAACAAGUCAGAUGGUAAGAAACGAAUCUCUGGACUUUGUGGCAGUGGGUCUGAUACCAAGUCAAAUAGCUCGAUUGGCUCAAGUUAUGAUACAAAACUUGUAAGUUUAACAAAGAAUGAAAAUUCAAUUAACAAGAAAGUUCAAGAUAAUCGAAUUGGAUCCGGCGGUGACGGUGGCUCGUGCAGUAGUAAUGCUAGUUAUGAUUGCAUGCGACAAAAGGUUCAGAUUAAUAAAAAAAUUCGCAAUGGACCUUGUGGUGUUAAUAACGUAUCUAUCAACAACACAAACAAUGACGGUUUGCAAAAAAAGGACAAUCAUAUUCGGGAAAUCCAAGUUGGAUUGCCCAAUAGCAACUUAAAUUCUAAUAGUAAAGUAGUCAAGCAGCAACCUUUACGAAAAUUGAAGUUAAAUGCUCAAGGGGUUCGUUCUUCUAAUUCUUCUAGAUGUUAUAAAUUGUCAUCAAGAAAUGUGGAAAGCAGAUACUGGUCAGGUGAUCACUCAACAUAUAAACACUCCGAGAAGACCAGCUCAACACGGCCUAUUCACGACGUUAAAUGUCCCAUGAAAUCCUUAUGUCAGGACAUGGAUAAUAGGGAAUCAAGUCGUCAAGAACGUCCUCUUACUGAUCUGGAAAUGAGAAUUACAGACACGGUCAAAAAAAUAAACUCGAUCGAACUCCAAGUCGGAGAAAAAGAUCGAGAAUUUUACAUUCCUUACGAACCACUGACAUUACAUGAAACUUCAGAUCAAAUUGCGCAAGAGCGUGUUGAACGUUACAAAAAACUUUUAGUAAAACUCAAGAAGCAAAAUCAUCAAGAUUUAAACUUUGAAUUUACACUUGAAAAAUUUCAAGAGUAUUUUCAUGAAAAAAAAUACUAUGUAUUCGAAGAUGACGACGAUAACAGCUGCAAACGAGCCGAUCAAUAUGAUGAGUACAAUGAUUUCCUUGAAAGUAUACAAACCACAGCAGGAACCAAAAUCACUGGAAAGGAAAACGUCCAUUGCGACAAGAUUCCAAGUCUUAACGAUGUACUUGCACAAGAUGAACAAGCAUCUAAGAGGAGAAUUGAACGAAACUUUGAAAUUCUGAAGAUGCUUGAAUCAUAUCAACAACAAAGUAAAGAGACUGAAGCGAACAUCAAAAAAUCGAUUGAGAUGUUCCAUGAACAGAAUGCCCAAUGUAAGGGGGCAACGCGACAUUUAAAGCGGCCCUCGAGAUUCCAUGACGAGUUCGAUAGAUUUGAGGAUCGAAUGAUGGAUGUUAAACAACAAGCCAAAUAUCUAACAAUAGGUUUAGAUGACAUGGAUGAGUACUUUAAAGAGAUAUUAGAACUCUCUUGUGAUGAUGAUAAAAUGGACAUUGCAGUGACAAAACACGGUUCUAUAUUAAUUGAUGAUGAUUAA
Molecule: messenger RNA, 1848 nt
Organism: Funneliformis geosporum
Lineage: Eukaryota; Fungi; Glomeromycota; Glomeromycetes; Glomerales; Glomeraceae
Source: the annotation of a GenBank genome assembly